AGAGAGAGAGUGAGAGAUGGUGAAGCGAAGAGCUCGAGGAAGGGGAAGAAAGCAUGGAGAGCAAACAUAAGCACCAAAGACAUAGACGAUUUCAUUGAGAAAUCCACCAAAGGCGCUCUCUCCGGUGGCUCUCUUUCUCAUGUUCCUACUUAGUUCCUCUUCUUCGUCGACAAAUCCAAAGAUGUUUCUGCGAGGCGGAAGAUUGAGAAGCACAGAGAAAAGGUACUUCGUUGUGACAAUGUACUUCAGAAGAAUCCUUUUGUCCUAGCGGUACUGUCUUCGAAUCAGAAGAAGAAGAAGAAAACUAAGAAAACCCGGAAAGAUUCUAAGCCAAAAGGUGCCACGCAAGAUGGUUCCAAGGAUUCUGGCAUGGUCGACUUGUGGGAAAAUGAAGGUGAAUGUGACAAGAAAACUAGAAAGGUAUUCAAACCAUCAGUUAUUCCAGCAGUGGAAGUUGAGCCUCCAGGAUGCUCAUUUAAUCCUUCAUUUGAAGCUCAUCAGGAUUCAUUGGCCCAAGCUGUUGCAGAGGAAAUGCAGAAAGUCUAUAAAAGUGAGUUGGGACCUGAACCAGUUCCAUUAAAUGUCCCAGGGGAGCAGAAAGUAAUUGAUGAAGAAGAUAUGUACUUUCUUGAGGCGGAUGAUGAUGAGGAGGAUUUAAUAGAGAAUGAGGAUGCUGCACAACCAAAAAAAAAAAAGGGUCUAUUGAAACAAAGAGGGUGACCAGAAUUGAGUUAAAUGGGAGAGCCAGACUCAAAGAACAGGAGAAAAAAGAAGCAGAAGCCAAGAAGAAAGAGGAACAUUCAGAAGAAAUUGAUUUGUUAGAUGAUGAUUGUUGCUCAAUUGAGAUUUAUUUCAGUGAAGAAAGUGUUCUUACCAUUGUAUGUUUCCAUCCCUGUUGCCGCUUGCUAGAUAACUUUUAAGGAAAUAGCUAAAGAAGACGAGAAGAACCAUAAAAGACAUAACAGGCAUAUAGUUGUUAAGCAAGAAUAGCUAAAAACUCGUCCCUUCGCUUGGGAAAGCACAUGUAUGCAUGCAGUCGUCUUUUGACAUCUUUCCUUAUUGGCUAGAAACAAAUAUAAAUCAAUUAGCUGAAAUAUUGUUUUUUGGUUACUAUCAAGAUUUAAUUUGUUAAUGGAUUUUUUUUUUAAUCAAAACUGUUGACGUAAAGUGACACUUUGCUGUCACUUGUUCUUUAAGUUUUGACUAAUGAUUGUUUUGUAAUGUACUUAAGUAUGGGGUUAGUAUGAUUGAUUUGAGUUCAACAGAUAUGUAUGGGUUUAGUCAGUAAAGUAUGGGACUUUUCUUGUAAAAAUUAAUUUUAUGUACUGAUGCUUAUAUAUUUUGA
Hevea brasiliensis (rubber tree) is the source of this 1345-nucleotide messenger RNA. RefSeq names its product ribosome biogenesis protein NOP53. The transcript has 8 exons. Gene Ontology annotation, biological process: ribosomal large subunit assembly; rRNA processing. Gene Ontology annotation, molecular function: 5S rRNA binding. The coding region runs from base 370 to 720 and encodes 116 amino acids. NCBI's taxonomy places the organism in Eukaryota, Viridiplantae, Streptophyta, Magnoliopsida, Malpighiales, Euphorbiaceae. The record is from RefSeq and is a predicted model, not a curated record. Gene Ontology annotation, cellular component: nucleolus.